GCUCCUUUACCAAGACCUGUGGAGGAUACUUCAUUGUUUCAUGAACGUGCAGCAUCUGUUAAUACUAUCACUUCCGAACAAGCAUUUGUACACAUGGUUAAGGCUAUGCUCGGCACAGGCCUUCUCUCAUUACCAUUAGCCUUUAAACAUGCAGGACUUUUCCUAGGUCUUUUUCUCACCGUGCUUAUUUGCAUUAUUUGCCUCUACUGCAUGCGACAAGUCGUAUUCGCAGCACAUUUUGUUUGUAACAGAAAUGGGCGCGAUUUAAUUGAUUACGCCAACAUUUUACGUGGUGCGGUAGAGAUGGGUCCAAACUGGAUUCGACACAAAGGAUAUUUCUUCAAACAACUUCUCAACGUAAAUAUGUUCGUUUCUCAAUUGGGCUUUUGCUGUGUUUAUUUCGUAUUCAUGGCCGAUAAUUUGGAAGAUUUUUUCAACAGUAACACUGAUAUCAAGCUUUCAAAAGCAACGUGGAUGCUACUACUUUUGAUCCCAAUGUUAUCGCUUUGUUCAAUACGGAGGCUGUCUAUGUUGGCUCCACUUGCAAUGGCUGCUAACUUCGUUUAUAUAGUUGCCGUGGGAAUUGUUUUAUUUUUCUUUGUUUCGAAUCUCAAACCGGUGGGUUCACUGCCUUGGUUUGGAAAAGUAGCUGACCUACCUCUUUUCUUUGGCACAGUAAUGUUUGCAUUUGAAGGAGUCGCAGUGAUUAUGCCCAUAGAAAAUCGUAUGCGGAAUCCGCAUUCAUUCAUUGCAUGGAAUGGUGUCCUGAAUUCAAGCUGUCUCGUCGUAUUAGCUAUUUUCUCAGUCACAGGAUUCUAUGGAUAUCUCUCGUUAGGAGACGAUGUGAAGGACACCGCUACGCUGAAUCUCCCUAUGACACCGUUUUAUCAGACCAUCAAAUUGAUGUUCGUCGCUUGUAUUAUGAUUUCAUACCCGCUGCAAUUCUAUGUUCCAAUGGAGCGCGUUGAAAAAUGGAUCACCCGAAAGAUUCCGGUCGCUAAUCAAACUUUCUAUAUCUACACCGUCCGAUACGCAGGAGUCUUACUUACUUGUGCUGUUGCUGAACUUAUUCCUCAUCUAGCCCUGUUUAUUUCGCUGAUUGGAGCUUUUUCUGGUGCAUCAAUGGCUCUGUUGUUCCCUCCUGUGAUUGAAUUACUAACGUGCUACGCAAAACAAGAGCUUUCGUCCAGGAUUUGGGCAAAGAAUAUAUUUCUUCUUUGCUUUGCGUUCCUAGGUUUUACAACGGGUACAUAUUCAGCUUUGUCAGAGAUCUUCAAGAAGAUCGCUAAAGAAUAA
Haemonchus placei is the source of this 1296-nucleotide messenger RNA. NCBI's taxonomy places the organism in Eukaryota, Metazoa, Nematoda, Chromadorea, Rhabditida, Trichostrongylidae. The record is from the annotation of a GenBank genome assembly.